UUGCAAUCCCAUAAUAACACAACAGACAUAAACAAACGUAUUCUAAUGAUACUAUUGAUUUUUGGAACACUCACGAAGACAUUUAUCUGUUGCGCGAAAUCUUUUCUCUGCUUUUUUGUUGGGUUUGCUUUCAUCUAUCUAUCUAUCUAUCAUCUUCUUCUGCUUCAUCUCCACCUUCAUUUCCAUUUCACUCCCUUUGGUCCUUUCUUCGGUUCAGAUAUUCCAAAAGGGUACACACAAACGCAAUUCAGAUGGGGUAUCUGUACCUUUCUUGCAGAGCCGAAUCUGCAGUUUCAACUUCUGAUUCGGUGGCUUCUUCCAAAGCUACCGGAGAGAAAGAGAAAGAGAGAAGCGGCAUCAAGAUCCAGGAGUUUCAGUACAGUGACCUCGAGGCUGCUACCAAUGGCUUCUCGGACCGCAAGCUUCUCGGCAAAGGGAGUCACGGGUAUGUCUACAAGGCGGUGGUUCGGGGCCGUCCUGUGGCGGUGAAGCGGCCGUCGCGGCCGCAUCAUCACGGGGUUGUUCCUCGGCCGGUGUCUUCUUCCGCGCCGCUGGAGAUCACCAACGAGGUGGACAAUGAGAUCGACAUCUUGUCGAAAAUCCAGAGCCCCAGGUUGGUGAAUUUGGUGGGUUUCACGAACGAUUCAAGAGACAGGCUUUUGGUGGUGGAGUUCAUGAGCAAUGGCACUCUUUACGAUGUUCUUCAUUCCUCUCCGAGGCCUCCCAAUUGGGGUAAGAGGAUUCGUUUGGCUCUGCAAACUGCUAAAGCCAUUGACACGCUUCACUCCUCGACCCCUCCCGUGAUUCACCGUGACAUUAAGUCUGCGAACGUUCUCAUCGACCGAAGCUACAAUGCGAGAUUGGGGGAUUUUGGUUUGGCCUUGAGAGGCCAUGUUGAUGACUACAGACUCAGGUCCACUCCCCCUGCAGGCACCAUGGGCUAUCUUGACCCUUGUUAUGUAACUCCUGAUAAUUUGAGCACAAAAACUGAUGUUUUCAGCUUUGGGAUUUUGCUGCUGGAGAUUAUAAGCGGAAGGAAGGCGAUUGACAUCACUUAUUCACCACCUUCUAUCGUGGACUGGGCUAUUCCCCUCAUCAAGAAGGGGAAGCUUUUGGCUGUUUAUGAUCCUAGAAUUGCACCUCCCAAGGAUCCGGUUGUGAGGAAGCAGUUGGCUGUGAUUGCUGCCAAGUGUGUGAGGUCUUGCAGGGAGAGGAGACCUUCCAUGAAUGAGGUUGUUACUUGGCUCUGUGGGCUGUGUAAACUGGUGCCUCUUCAUUCUUGGAAUGGUUUUAACAACCCUUGCAUGAUGGUUGAGACUGUGGGGCGACCCGUCGAAGCAAGAAAUGGUGAAAUAAAUUCUAGGCUGGCAGGUGUGGAAGAGGGAAAUAUUGAAGCUUUGGAUGGAAGACUUUCCAAAUCUGCAAUGAGGUAUUCCCGGAGGGUGUAUUCUGAUUUGGGGUUCAGCAGCAACUUGAUGGACUUGAUGGCUACCACUGAGGAGCCUGAAUUUCUGAGAGAUGCUGAUGGGAUGGAGCAUAGUUCUAAAUCUGCUGAACAAGUUUCUAGCUCCAGGUUUGGCAGUGGAAGGUAUUCCAUAAGAGGGAGGAACCUAUACAGGCCAUGUGGCAGUGACAAGGACGCNUANGGCUUCAGUAAAAGCCAGAUUGUAGGUCAGACUGAGACCACUUCAAAACAGGACGAGGUUUCUGGUUCAAAUUCGAAGAAUUUGAAUUCUCUGGUUGCCGAGGUUGUCUAGUUAAUUAACUGCUGAAACAUUUUAUUGGAUGAUGAUGAUGAUGAUGAUGCCAGGCUUGUGAGCUUUUCUUGCUUGCAAAAUUGUGUAGAUUUGUUGUUAGUUCAUUAUUUGUGGAUUUCAGAAAUGAUCUCUUCAUUUUUAGUAGGUUUUUGGGUUGAAGGGCGCAUUACUGAUGUCCCCUUAACGUUGUUCAAAAAGCUUUGCCAAAGGUUUUGUUUCCUUCUCAUAAACAAAUGCAAAAGCCACUGUAUGAAUGAUUCAGGAACUUAUGACUGCUGCUGCUGAAAAUUUGUAAAAACUGUACCAUAGCUUGUUGGUUGAAUUGUAAAAACUGCUGUGGUCCUUUUUGCAAUUCUGUUACCAGCUUUUGGUUUUUUAUCUGUCAACUUCUGGUAUUGUUUGAAGCAAGAUUUUGAAUUAUGGCAUGUUGUUGUUGUAUGUUGUA
This is a messenger RNA of Vigna radiata var. radiata (mung bean), 2202 nucleotides long. Its product is annotated as serine/threonine-protein kinase-like protein At3g51990. The transcript has a single exon. The record is from RefSeq and is a predicted model, not a curated record. NCBI's taxonomy places the organism in Eukaryota, Viridiplantae, Streptophyta, Magnoliopsida, Fabales, Fabaceae. Gene Ontology annotation, cellular component: plasma membrane. Gene Ontology annotation, biological process: protein phosphorylation. The coding region runs from base 252 to 1757 and encodes 501 amino acids. Gene Ontology annotation, molecular function: protein kinase activity; ATP binding.